AUGAUCUUCACUCCCUUCCUUCCACCUGCUGACCUGUCUGUCUUUCAGAAUGUGAAAGGGCCGCAAAAAGACCCUGAGGAAGUAGUUGCUGUGUCUGACGCCGCGGAGGAUCCAUCCGGUGGCACAGGCUUGCCCAGGGAACCUGGUCUUCUGCGAGGGUCUUGGAGGAGCCGGUUCCAGAGGGCCCUGGCGUGUUUCAGCAAGUGCUUCAGGGGAGGAUACCGGACACUCGGAAUCUGAGACCACCGGAGCCACAGACACAGGCGUGAACGGCGCCCGAACCCCCUCUGCUGCUCCAUGCCCCUGCUCGCCCCAGUGUCCCAGUCACCAGGCCUGAAAUAAAUGCUGGCACGCUUGACUGUUUUUGCUUU
Messenger RNA from Nomascus leucogenys (northern white-cheeked gibbon), 371 nucleotides. RefSeq names its product protein FAM236D. The record is from RefSeq and is a predicted model, not a curated record. Lineage: Eukaryota; Metazoa; Chordata; Mammalia; Primates; Hylobatidae.